AUGACAAGCAGCGAUAUUCAAAGAGAGUACCUCAAUAAGCUGAGCACUGCAGAGUUCUGCAAGCUCCUCGAGCCCUGCAUCAGGUUACGGAUUGAAAACGGCGAGGACAUCAGUCAUCUCCUUCGCGCAGUGACAAGGACAAAACCAGUUCCUGUGCUGGCUACACCAGUUGCAACGCCAACAGCCAAUGUAGAAGACGACAAUGACGGAACGGCAAAUUUAGAUGACCACUCGACUAUUGGGGUGAAAGACCCCCGUCGUAAGCGGUCGAAGCGUAGGCGAGUUGAAGAGCCAAGUGAUGACGGACUUACCGACACUCAGAGGAGGAUAACAGUGAAACCUCGGGAGGAUUUGAAGAAUUUCUGGAGCCUCUGCAUGACCUUACGAGGGCGACUGCGCCCGAAAAAUAGUACUCCAUCAGAGCUUCCUCGGGUCCGGCAACUACCGGAACUCAUCGAAAACGCUCAAGAAGAUCUUAAAAGGGACGGCGCUUACAAAAAACUCCAUUCUCUGAAAUGGAGAUGUUUGUUGAUGGAGGUAGCCACCAUGUACGCGAACAAGCAACCAGAUGAAAACGAAAUUCGGAGAAUAUGGACACUGUCGAGUCCAAAGAAGUCGCAUGCGGGUCGUGAUGUCACCAUCGACUGGCUGACUGGCCAGCUUUAUAACCUCGAGAACUUCUACACAUUGGAUGCGAAAGACUGGAGGAGACAAAAGGUUGAGUACUGGCUACGUAUUGGCUGCCCUGCCUUAACAUUAGUAAAUCACUGCGGUUUCGCGGCACUAGUAGCCCCAGGAAUGCGCAUAUCACAAGCCGGAUUGAGAGCUAGCACAGCCGGAGACUUUGAGACGCCUUUUGUUAAGCAUCUUAUUAAUGUCUUUGGAGGCUUCAAAAAUGAUCUUUCCGCAAUGUCUCUCAUUAUGGAGGACUGGGUUACUACUGGUGUUCCACCGGAGCAGUACCUUAAUAUUGAAUACCUGACUGAAUCGAACGUACACUCACAGACUAAUGUAUCACUUACUUAUUGGGCCCAGCUUGCUUACCCUGCCGGCCAAACCUGCCACUCGCUCCAGGCAAUUAAUUUCAGUUCGUUUGAAGUGAAUAUGGAAUCACUAUCUUCAUCCAAGACCCGUUUUCCUGCGCCACUGGCCAAUAUUUGGCCCACGGCGCAGGAUGCUGUUUCUAGCCUUCACUGUCGAAAUGCUACCAAGCAGGUGCCGAGUCAGACGACAACUCCCACAACUUCGGAAUUGGAAAGUUGUGGUGGUGGCACGCCACAUUGCGGACAGCCCGCUGCUUGUUCCACCGAAACCCCUCUUGAUGAAUUCGACUAUGACUCUUGGCUGGUGCCAGACUGGGCCGACUAG
Molecule: messenger RNA, 1368 nt
Organism: Pochonia chlamydosporia 170
Lineage: Eukaryota; Fungi; Ascomycota; Sordariomycetes; Hypocreales; Clavicipitaceae
Exons: 3
Coding region: 1-1368 (455 amino acids)
Source: RefSeq, a predicted model, not a curated record